Messenger RNA from Peronospora farinosa, 453 nucleotides. The record is from the annotation of a GenBank genome assembly. NCBI's taxonomy places the organism in Eukaryota, Oomycota, Peronosporomycetes, Peronosporales, Peronosporaceae.
AUGCCCAAACUUCACAUAGUGAACGCACAUAAUUUGUUUGAAGGAUUAGAACUGAACUUUGUCGGUGUCUUGCCAUUCUACUGGCUUGCUCUCGACACUUCGAGAUUGCUCGGUCUCACAUACUUCAACAACAUUUAUCAACAACCAAAAAGCUUUAAAGCGUCCGGGGACGACAAAAUAACAAGGCUUAAGAUCUUACACAAUUCAGAGCCUCAACAAGACAGAAUACUCGGUCGGCAUCGCAUCGGCACGACCUACUCGGGCGUGGGCGUGUGGCAGAAUGAUAGCGUAGAGAUCCUCGCUAAUGAUCAAGAUAAGCACACCACGCCGUUGUACGUGGACACGGAGCGGGUCAUUGGCAGCAAGUUCUCGGACCCGAUCGGUUUAUCUGACACCAAGCAAGCCGUUCCAGGUGCCGUCUGGCACCGUAACAAGCCGCCGAUCCCGAUGUAG